Messenger RNA from Hylaeus anthracinus, 5694 nucleotides. It is a transcript of the gene mon2, whose product is annotated as protein MON2 homolog. NCBI's taxonomy places the organism in Eukaryota, Metazoa, Arthropoda, Insecta, Hymenoptera, Colletidae. The transcript is spliced from 25 exons. Bases 440 to 5377 code for a protein of 1645 amino acids. The record is from RefSeq and is a predicted model, not a curated record.
GCCUCCACUCUAGUCCAUGAGAUAGUCUAAGUUGAUGUGAUGUACGAUCAUAUAUGAGUAUCAGCGCCAUUGCACACCAUUGCAUGUUACGGUUUAUUAUUACCUGAACGUGUUUGCAACUAAAAUGCGAAUAAUUUAUAAUUGUGUAAGAACACGAUUUUUAACAAAUUUUAAUCAAAAAAUCAGUAGCACUUUUAAGUUAUUCUUGUAAUAAAUAACAUUCUCAUAAUAGCGUAAGUUAAAAAAUGUUUGAGGACAAACUGAAUGGAUUGUCACCUGCCCGUUGUCAUUUCUGAUAAUCGGCAUGGGACGUGCCAACUCACCUACUAUCAGCUAGAUACGAAUUCUCUUGCAACAGUAUGUGUUUAUCCAGUGAUUGUUUAUAAUUUAUAAUGAGAUAAAUUUUGAUGGUAAGCCUGUAAAAAAGGAAUACAAUACGAUGGCGAACGCAGCUAUCGGAGCUAACCCGGAAAAUAAUUCCAAAUUUCUGGAAACAUUGCAAUCUGAUUUUAAGUCCCUUGCUUCUGAAACGAAGAAGAAAUAUCCACAAAUCAAAGAAUCAUGCGAGGAAGGAAUUGCAAAAAUAAGAUCAGCUGCAAAUGCUUCAGGUGCUCCUAUUUAUUAUAUUGUUAAUCAAAUUUUAUAUCCUUUGGUUCAAGGCUGUGAAAGUAAAGAUGUAAAAAUUAUUAAGGUUUGUUUAAGUAUAAUGCAGAAAUUAAUCACUCAACAAGUUGUUGAUCAAAAAGGUGCUCGUUAUAUUACGGACACACUUUGGAUGUUGAUGGAAACAGGAACAGAAGAAGUUAAAGUUUUACAAACUGUCACUUUGUUACUUACAAGCAAUACUAUUGUUCAUGGUGAAACUCUUGCAAGGAAUCUGGUUCUUUGCUUUCGUUUACACUUUACAAAAGAUUCUACAACAAUUAAUACAGCAGGAGCCACAGUGAGGCAAUUAGUGUCCUUAGUGUUCGAGCGUGUUGUUGCAGAAGAUGAACAGAGUCCUGAUAACGAAGAUUUUGAUGAGAUAAAUUUAGAGGAAUUAAAAAUUCCGAAUAAUCAGGCACCCAAAGGUUUAGGUCCAUGUGCUGCUGAUGCAUAUUUAAUGUUUCAAGACUUAGUGCAAUUAGUAAAUGCAGAUCAACCAUACUGGUUAAUUGGUAUUACCGAAAUGACACGUACAUUUGGGUUAGAAUUGUUAGAAUCUGUUCUAACAAAUUUUUCAUCAGUAUUUUUUAAGCAUCCAGAAUUUAGCUUUUUGCUAAAAGAAAGAGUUUGUGCCCUUGUAAUUAAACUCUUUUCACCUAAUAUAAAAUAUCGUAAUUCCGUUCCGGCAUCAUUACAACAAGCAACACCUCUGGAUAAACCUUACUUUCCUAUUAGCAUGAGACUUCUCCGAGUUGUUUCUAUUUUAAUACAAAAGUAUCAUUCUCUUUUGGUGACAGAAUGUGAAAUAUUUUUAUCUUUAAUUGUUAAAUUUUUGGAUCCCGAUAAACCGACUUGGCAAAGAGCUUUAGCAUUGGAAGUUUUACACAAGAUGACAGUUCAAGCGGAUCUUCUCACAAAUUUCUGUGAAUGCUACGAUUUAAAACCUCAUGCAACUAAUAUUUUUCAAGACAUUGUCAAUAGUUUGGGUGCCUAUGUACAUAGUCUUUUCGUUAAUCCGCAAAUGAUGAAUCAAACCAAUAUGGCAACAGGUACAACGACGUCACAGAAUACUUCUCCGUUAUUCACGGGAAUGCCAAUAGGCCCUGGUGUCUCACCUCAGCCUGGUUUUUAUUCGCGUGGAAUAUGGCUGCCAGUAGUUGCGACAUUUACAAGUGGUCAAGCUAAAUCUACCUAUUUGGAUAUGCUUGAUAAAGUUGAACCACCACAAAUACCAGUUGGUUAUGGAAUCAGUAUAGCCUACGCAUGUUUAUUAGAUAUUAUACGUUCCAUUUCCUUUGCCAUUAAUGGCUACGGUGAAGUUGUAACUGGAAAUCAGUCUUACAAACCAAGCGAAUCUGAACGAAAGCUUCACACCCAGCUCGUCAAUUCUAGCUGGUGUGGAUUGUUAGCAGCGUUGAGUCCUCUUAUAGAUGCGAGUACCGAUGAAUCUGCGACGGAAAACGUAUUAAAAGCAAUUCAAACUUUUGCAUCUCUGUGUGGACAACUAGAGCUACAGACUCCACGUGACGCGUUUAUUACGGCAAUCUGUAAAGCUUCGUUACCUCCUCACUACGCACUGACCGUAUUGUACAAUGCUCCCCAAGGUAUACCAAGCGCAAGACAACAAGAUUCCGCACAAUACAAUUUGACUAUUGGAGAACCGGAUUAUCGACAGCAGGUGGUAGCUGUUGGCACUCCAUUGCCUACUGCAUCUUUACCACUUGGUGCACAUCAAGGACCUGUCAUGUUAACAGCAAAGAAUUUGCAGUGUAUGCGAGCGUUACUUUCGCUUGCUCAUUGCCAUGGAAGUAUACUCGGUGGAGCAUGGCAUUUAGUACUUACGACAUUGCAGCAUCUUGUCUGGAUACUCGGUUUAAAACCUUCUACAGGAGGAUCCUUGAAAGCUGGUAGAACUGCUGCUGAUCCGAACGCAGUAUUAACAAAUGCUGUUAUGGCAGACCUACCUGUACUUAGCGCUAUGCUCAGCAGACUAUUCGAAAGUAGCCAACAUUUAGAUGAUGUAGCUUUACAUCAUCUAAUAGAUGCGCUUUGCAAAUUAAGCCAUGAAGCCAUGGAGUUAGCGUAUUCUAACAGGGAACCAUCACUGUUUGCUGUGGCAAAACUAUUAGAAACUGGUUUGGUAAAUUUACCCAGAGUAGAAGUUUUAUGGAGGCCACUAACAAAUCAUUUGCUAGAAGUUUGUCAACAUCCACACAUUCGUAUGAGAGAAUGGGGAGUGGAAGCUAUUACAUACCUUGUUAAAAUGGCACUCCAGCAUAAGUAUCCUCAACCUUUACGGGAUAACCAAAAAUUGCAGACAUUACUGCUAGGACCAUUAUCGGAAUUAUCAUCAGUACGCCAUGGUGAUGUAAGACAACGUCAAUUGGAGUGUGUUUUACAAGUGUUACAUGGUGCUGGAGAGACAUUGUAUCAUGGCUGGCCCUUAGUACUUGGUAUCAUUGGAGCAGUAUCAGAUCACCAUGGAGAAGCUUUAGUUAGAAUAGCUUUUCAGUGCUUACAAUUGGUAGUAACUGAUUUUCUACCAGUGAUGCCUUGGCGGUGCCUACCACUUUGCGUUGAUACAGCUGCCAAGUUUGGUUCGCAAACGCAGGAAUUGAAUAUUUCGCUUACUGCUGUUGGGUUAAUGUGGAAUAUAAGCGAUUAUUUUUAUCAAAAUCAAGAAAAACUUUGCGUGUCGUUAAAAGGAGAUUCGUCAUCCGUAUUUCCGGACUUUCCUGGUACAACGAAUAUGCCAGCGUUUGAUAAACUUUGGAUGUGCCUAUACGCGAGAUUAGGAGACUUAUGCGUCGAUUCUCGACCCGCAGUGCGUAAAUCAGCCAGUCAGACUUUGUUUUCUACGAUAUCUGCUCAUGGUAGUCUGCUACAUCAACCAACAUGGCAGGCUGUGCUUUGGCAGGUCCUCUUUCCAUUAUUAGAUAAAGUAAGAAGUUUGUCUAAUUCAGCAAGUAGUGAGAAGGUUGACACUAGCGGAAAUAUUCUUAUUCAUCACAGCAGAAACACAGCGCAGAAGCAAUGGGCCGAAACACAGGUUUUGACAUUGAGUGGAGUUGGAAGAGUGUUUAACACGAAACGACAACUUUUACAAAUGUUGGGAGAUUUUCCUAGAGCUUGGUCUCUUUUAUUAGAAUUCAUCGAAAAUUCAGCGCUUAGUAAAAAUAACGAGGUAUCAUUGGCAGCUUUAAAAUCAUUUCAAGAAAUACUUUAUCUUCAAAAAGGAAGCGAUAAUAACGAAGUGAUUCAGUCAAAUGACUCCGAAGCAUUGUGGAUUGUUGCAUGGCGUGUAUGGCUUAAUAUCGGAAUGGAAAGUACGUCGCCACCUCAAGAAAGCGAAAGAGAACCUUACAUACCUUCGCAAGCAUUUUUAACGGCGCUGGUUCACAUAUUUCCAGCUGUUUUCCAACACAUCAGAAACAAAUUUACCGGAUCAGAUUUACAAAAACUUUGUAUUGUGCUAAAAAAUGCAGUCGCAGUUCCGGUGCACGGUGAAUCAACACCAUAUAUUUUACCUACAAUGCCAGAUGUCGUUCUUACUCAUUUACAGGAUGGUGUACUUCAUUCCAUGGAGCUUCUGCAAAAGGAAGCAUUAAACGGGCCUGACAAUUUGCGAACAAUGAUUGUUUUAAUAUUUCUUCAGCUGUUAAGCUUUUCAAAGUUGGCUUGCGAAGCACCUACGUAUGGUAAAAUACCAACCAAACACAUUUCUCAAGUUAGAGGUGUAUCUGCUGAUUGGGUGAUCAUGAAUUAUGUUCCUUUCGGAGAAAAAGCCUUAUCGAUGGUCGUAACGUUGUAUCAAAAGACAGCACACGAAAUGGCAGUAAUAGAUGGACAAGUUUUAAAGCACAUUAUAGAAGCGUUACACGUGCCUUUGUCGAUGAAGUAUACUUGUCCAUCAUCGACAACUUGGAAAUUAGCUGUUACUAGCCUACUCGCUGUGCUACACACCGGGUUGCCUCUAGCUAGAAAAUAUCCAGAACAGUUUCAAAGUAUGUGGCCGGAACUAGCGAAUACCCUAGAUGAUUUUUUAUUUCCAAAAAGCGUACUGAACGUGGAACGAGGUGUUGAGGAAAUUCAAGCUGACGAAGCCGUGGAUUGUCAAGUGAUGGAGCUUUUACGCGACGAAGUCUUACCACAUUCUCAACACAUACCUCAUCAAUUUAUCUUACGAGUAGUAAUGCUUUUAAACAAGGGUUCCAUACAUUCAGCGACAACAACAAAUAUUGAAAAUGGCAAUGAAACCAAAUUAAGAGAAGAAUUCGCGAAGACAUGUUUUGAAACAUUGCUACAAUUUUCUCUUUUGGACGGAUUAAAUAACGAAUCGGAGCACGAUACAUCCAAGAAUCCUGAAAAUGACGAAGGUGGCGUAGCUGGACGAUUGGCAGUCACCGCUCUUCUUCAUAGGUUCCAAGAAGUAUUACGACGAUACAUAGAGAAUGAAAGGCGAAGCGGAAAGUGUCCAUUACCUAGAUUAUCUGAAAUCUCAUUUGUUUUGAAAGCUGUUGCAACACUUGUAGUGUCGUUGAAAAAAGCACCUCCAAAUAAAGUUGAAAAGUCAGUGUGGGAACAACUGAUCGGAUUAUAUCCUUGUUUAGUGGAGUGCACAAUUGCUACAGCAUCGGGACAAGUUUCAAGAUCGUUACGGGAAGCCUUGUUGCAAUACCACGAUCUAUUAAGGCCACCGAUUCACAGUUCCACAACAUCAAACGGUGUUUGACCAAUGCAUACUUUACUUCUAACUCGAAAUAGUAACGUUUGCUACACUGCUAAAUAGUAAACAUUUCGUAACUACGGUUACAUGUAUAAUAAAUUACGUUACAAAAUUUUUACUCCCACUUACACGUACAAAGCGAAUCAUCCAAGGUGAAGUACUGCUGGAAAUCUAUUAUUUACACAUGUAUCGAAAAGUUUUGCGCUCGGCAUUAUAAGUUCUUCGUUAUCAUGUAACAAAGGUAAACAAAUUUAAUUCUCAUCUUUUUUGAAGUGUAAAGAUUUUUAUUUUGUAAAUUGCAAUAGAUUUAUAAUAGAGUGAUA